CUGAAACUUUCAUGCUCCUUCUUCUUCGGUGGGACUGGGCCACCAGCAAUCGGUGUAGCUGCCUUCAGCCAAUUACCCUUUAAUGACGGAGCUAUUAAUAACUCAGGAAAGAGUAGUCGUUGCGUCGCCUCCGUCUUUAGGUUAGGGUGGCAAACAUGGAAGGACCACAAGUAAUGAAGUCACUCGUGGAAUGAGGGGAGGCCCCAAACAUCUUUCCUUGAUUCUGACAACCACCUAUUGAAUUUCCCAAGAUAUCCACUCUCUGCCCGCUGCAAACAUGGCACUGAUGAAGAUUAGAUUUAACCAGAGGAAAAGAGUCAAGUUGGCUCAGGGGUUAUGGCUGAUGAAUUGGUGCUGUGUAUUAGCUGGCAUAGCCCUUUUCACCAUGGGAAUAUUCCUAAAAAUCGAGCUCAGGAAGAGGAGCGAGGUGAUGGAUAAUGUUGAAAGCCAUUUUGUGCCCAAUUCUCUCAUAUUAAUCGGUGUGUUGGCUUGUUCCCUCAAUGCGUUUGCUGGGAAAAUCUGCUACGAUUCCCUGGACCCUGCAAAAUUUGCAAGGUGGAAGCCUAUGCUGAAACCUUAUGUGAUUAUCUGUCUGCUGUUUAAUAUCUUCACCUUCUUCAUCGCUGUGAUGUGUCUUGUGACCAGGGGGUCCUUGGAGAGUACUCUGGCACACGGAUUAAAGAAUGGCAUGAGGUACUACAAGGACACGGACACCCCAGGCAGAUGUUUCAUGAAGAAGACCAUCGACUUGCUCCAAAUUGAAUUUAAAUGCUGUGGGAACAAUGGCUUCCGGGAUUGGUUCGAGAUCCAGUGGGUCAGUAACCGAUACCUGGACUUCAGCUCUAAGGAGGUGAAAGACCGGAUUAAAAGUAAUGUGGAUGGAAAAUUCUUGAUUGAUGGCGUCCCUUUCAGCUGCUGCAACCCCAACUCUCCCAGGCCGUGCAUCCAGCUUCAGAUGACCAAUAACUCCGCCCACUACAGCUAUGACCACCAGACGGAGGAGCUCAACUUGUGGACUCGGGGCUGCAGGGAAGCUCUUCUCACUUACUACACCAGUAUGAUAAGUUCAAUGGGGGCCCUUGUGCUCCUCGUCUGGAUCAUGGAGAUGACCGUCAUGAUUGGGCUGAGGUAUCUGCACACAUGUCUGGAAAGCAUAGACAACCCUGAAGACCCCGAAUGUGAGAGUGAAGGUUGGGUGCUGGAGAAGAGCCUGAAAGAGACUUUUUCAUCAUUCUGGGAGGUCCUGAAAAGUAUGGGUAAGCUGAACCAGGUGGAGAACGCGGAAGGUGAUGGCGGAGAUAAGGGUCCAUCAGUCGCCACAGUCAGCUGAACUCCAGGAUCCACAGGGACUGUGAAGAAGACAUCUUUACCAACGUGAAUUUUAUUUCUGCGCAAAAAAAAAAUGCGCAUCUGCUAAAAUGUCCAGACAUCCCCCUUCAUUGCACAGCGAUAUCUGCUGCAUUCACUAUCAAUUCUUAUUCUAAUUUGCACAUAUCCUAACUAAAGAGGAUCUCUGCCAAGGAAGUAUAAUUAAAAUUGCCCAACAUCCCAACAUUUUGUAAGAAUGAAUUCAAUGAAGGGGACUGGACUAGUAAUUAUUUAACAUUUCUCCCUUUAAAUUGCUACCAUAAAUGUGCUGAAAAGGAAUUCCUUUAUACGAGAUUGAGAGACAGAAGAAGGUUUUUCUGUAUAGUGUUGCAUGUACAUUUAUUAUUACAGGUCUGUUAAGCGCUAAUCAAUCACUGGCUCCAUAGCAGCCUGGGAUGUUGUACAACAUUAUAUUGGAUAAAGGCUUGUUUGUUAGAAUACAGGGCUAUAGCUGGUUAUUCUAGAAAUGGGAAAAUUAUUUUGAGUCACUAGUUUCCAAAAUAUCGGAAAAAAUAAAUAAAAAAUAAAUAAAAAAAAAGUUUAAGCUACACCUAUAAGCCGGUUUGUGCUUACACCCUAUUAGAAUUUUAUUGCUGCCUGUAAUAGGGUAACAAAAUCUAAAAGCUGAUAUGUUAAGGCACAGAAGCCUAUGGGUAACACGGACGAACAAAUAACAUGAUUAGACACAGCUAAGCUGCCAUUUUAUCAUUUUGCAAAGCCCCAUUCUCACGGGCGCUGAGGCCGGUAGUCCGUCAAUGGACUGCGUGUUUACGCAGCUUGAGGCACCAGGUGCUGCUUGCAGGGAGGCCAUCCAAGUCUAUGGGGAUACCAAUUUGACAGGCCUGCAGGUACAGGUGAGCAGCCCCGAAUGCACAUCGUCUGCAUAUGGGGUUGCUUAUGAGCAUGCCUGCAAAAUUGUGACAAGCGGCUGUAUCAAUGCACCCAUUACAUCCCCAUGGACAUGAAUAGGCUGCUUGCACACAGCACCCAGAGGCUUAAGCCACAUAUAAACAUGGCCUGUUCGUGGACUACGGGCCCCAGCGCUCGUGUGAAUGAGGCCUAAUUUAUAAAUAAAUACAGUUUGUAUAGUUACUUUAUUCUAGCUGUUGCAUCACACGUUUGUCUUUCUGUAUCAAACAACAUUUAUUACAUAGUCAGACAAGUUUGUGCAUACUGACCCCCGUUUUGUGGCCGAAAACCACUACCAGCAUUUUGGAGUAAAUGUAAAUAUGACUAAAGAAUUCUGUUUGUUCACCUGACUUUACACUGUAAGCUUUAUGGAUGAUAGUGACACAAAUAAAACAUGUAACAGUGAUACGUAGAUUGGAUGCAA
Molecule: messenger RNA, 2701 nt
Organism: Rana temporaria (common frog)
Lineage: Eukaryota; Metazoa; Chordata; Amphibia; Anura; Ranidae
Gene: PRPH2
Product: peripherin 2
Exons: 3
Coding region: 278-1330 (350 amino acids)
Biological process (GO): visual perception
Cellular component (GO): membrane
Source: RefSeq, a predicted model, not a curated record